Chaetomium globosum CBS 148.51 is the source of this 1050-nucleotide messenger RNA. RefSeq lists its product as uncharacterized. Gene Ontology annotation, molecular function: nucleic acid binding. The transcript has a single exon. The record is from RefSeq and is a predicted model, not a curated record. Bases 1 to 1050 code for a protein of 349 amino acids. NCBI's taxonomy places the organism in Eukaryota, Fungi, Ascomycota, Sordariomycetes, Sordariales, Chaetomiaceae.
AUGUCUUCAGAGCUCCCCUCUACGCCGCCGAGCCAUCAUUCUAAGAGCGCCGAUCUCUCUCGCGAUGAGCGGCUUCAAGUUCAGACUCUCCGCAAAUGUGGUUUUACAUACGAGCAAAUCGUCGCGCAACUCGGCUUUACCUACAACCAGGUCGGACAUGCCUGCCGCGCCCCAAACAUCACGCCAAAGAAACGCUCUGGUCGGCCCAGCCUUCUCAAUCCAGAACAGAUUGAAGAUUUGAUUGCGUUCAUCACUUCCUCGAAAGCUACUCGCCGAAUGCCCUACUCCAAAAUCCCUGCUGCUCUAGGCUGGGACUGUUCAGGGUAUGCGAUCCGCUACGCCCUCCGUCAAGCCGGCUUUCAACGUUACGUGGCAUAUCGAAAGCCCCCAAUUAUCGAGAAGAACCGAAAACGCCGGCUAGACAACGCCCUCGAGCGCGUAUACUGGCCCCUCGAGCGAUACCAUCAAAUCCUCUGGACUGAUGAGACCUGGAUUACUGCUGGUACCCACCGGAAGGUCUGGGUUACACGCCGUCAAGACGAGGCAUAUGAUCCUACCUGCAUUGUCGAGCGCGAACAACGGCCAAAAGGAUGGAUGUUCUGGGGUUCGUACUCAGUAAAAUAUGGGAAAGGGCCCUGUCUUUUCUGGGAGAAGGAUUGGGGAUCGAUAACUGGGGAGAAGUAUUCGGAAAGAGUCGUUCCUCUUAUAGAUGGGUGGUUCCGUCUUCACCCAGAUCAGGUCCUCAUGCAUGACAAUGCCUCUCCUCAUACUGCCCAGGUCACGCGCGAAGAGCUUGAGGCUCGCGGGAUUCCGGUGUACAGCCAUCCCCCGUAUAGCCCUGAUCUGAAUCCCAUCGAGAACGCAUGGAACUGGAUGAAAGAUUACAUCGCAGAGAACUACCCAGCAAAGAUGUCAUACGAUCAACUACGUCAAGCGGUAUACGCUGCGUGGGAAGCAAUCCCCGAGGAAUUCCUUAGGGAGCGUGUAGAUACAAUGCCUAUACGGCAGCAGGCAGUUAUUGAUGCCAACGGAAUGCAUAGUCCUUUCUGA